This is a messenger RNA of Trichoplusia ni (cabbage looper), 8570 nucleotides long. Its product is annotated as guanylate cyclase 32E-like. Gene Ontology annotation, biological process: receptor guanylyl cyclase signaling pathway; protein phosphorylation; cGMP biosynthetic process. Gene Ontology annotation, molecular function: peptide receptor activity; guanylate cyclase activity; ATP binding. The transcript has 22 exons. The record is from RefSeq and is a predicted model, not a curated record. Lineage: Eukaryota; Metazoa; Arthropoda; Insecta; Lepidoptera; Noctuidae. The coding region runs from base 424 to 4176 and encodes 1250 amino acids.
UCAAGUUCAUGAAUAACAUCCGCCUUCUUACGCCAAACUGUAGGAACGAGUAACUAAUAAAAUAACUAAGCAACGAAUUUUUAAUAGAUUCUAUUAUUGGUAAUUAGAAAUAUUAUAACAUACACAACAUAUUAUAACAUAUUACAACAUAUUAGGCAAAAAAAGCUGCUUAAAAAAGUUGAUUAAUAAAUUCUUAAAUUAUAGAUAAUGACUAAGCUGCAAUGCUUGUAAAUAAACUGAAGAAGACAUUUCUAUCCAGCUAAUUGUUCUGCUCACAAAGAAAUGCAUCCCGACGGGGUAUUUUUCCCAGAUGUACCCAUAUUUUCAAAAUAAUUACUUUUUAUCCCGAAAACAAACUCCAUAACUUGAUCCAACUAAAUUUUGUUUUCUUUCGUUACAGAAAACCACCUCUCCAAUGAUGACAUGAAAACAAAAAUGGCGCACAUGCUCUACCUGCUAUUCAUCGUGCUCAUAAAAAUCGGGACAUCCAUCGAAGAUGAAGCUAACAUGGUCGACACUGAUAUAUCCAACAGCAUCGCUAUCGAUGACUAUUUAGAAUACAAUAAAACAAAUGAGUACUACGAUUAUAACACAACAGAGAUCUUGAGAAAACCAAUCAGCGUGACGAAUGACAAUCACAAAAAAUGUGACGUCCUCAAUUCCACAUUAGCUGAGGACUCGGAUUUUAUCCCGACGAAAAUGUUAAGCUCUGUGUACCUAGAGAAUCAUUCGAAUUUGACGUCAAACCUGAUUGAGGCGAAGCUGUCGGCAGAUGGAAUGGAGAUCGAUGGAGUGAAUCUGUUUGAUGUCGUGAACAGUGACUGCGGUGGAGCCAAAGUGUGUCCCAAUGUGAGCGGGAACUGGACCAACGAUAACACUAUAACUGUUGGAUUUCUUGGUGCUUAUGGCAGGAGUCAGUUGGUGUUAGGCGCAAUGCCAUUGGCUGUGGCAGCUAUCAAUCGUGAACCGAGUCUACUGCCAGGAUUGCGUCUGCGCUUCGUGGCCGCUGACAUCGGUCGCUCCCGACCACAUCUGCCUAUGGACAAGGAUAGCCUCUCUUUACGGGUGAUGACACAAAUGCGUGACUUGGGCGUGGUGGCGUUCUUCGGUCCCGACGGCACCUGUCACACGGAGGCAAAACUUGCUGCAGCUUGGAACCUACCGCUUAUAUCACACAAAUGCGCCGGCGCCCACGGGUCUUUCGAGAAGGGAUCAGGGUUGGGAGCCACCUUCGCCCGGACUCUACCACCAGCGUACAAAGCCAGCAAGUCCGUGGUGGCGCUGCUGAAGGCCUUCGGAUGGUCCAAGUUCGCCAUCGUGGCCGGAGACGAGCUCACCGCGGCUGGACAGCAGAUGGAUGCUAUCAAGGAGCUCGCAGCAUCCAACGGCAUGGUGAUCACAGCGGAGCACCGCUUCGCGGACUACAUCCCGCGACACAUCUCCGACAUGGAGAGGAUCGUCGAUCAGACAUACGAUAAAACAAGAAUAUACGUGUUCUUGGGCGAGCACAUAGCGCUGGUGGACUUCGUGAAGGUGCUGCAGCGGCGCGGCCUGCUCACCACCGGCGAGUACGCCGUCGUCGCCGUGGACGAUGAGAUAUACGACCCCAGCACUGCCGCCAUCACACAUGCUGAACAUUUGGGGCAAAACAGUAGCAAUGACACCCUGACGUUCCGAGCAGUUUUGAAGCUGACGCCUUCAUUCCCUACCAACCCUCAUUACGGAAUGCUUUGCCAAAUGGUUCGGGAAAUGUCAGCAGCGCCGCCGUUCUGUGUCCCCAACUACCACAAGAUCUUCGAAGAGGCAUCGGUGCCAAUAGAAGCCGCUCAUCUUUACGACGCGGUGACGCUGUGGGCGCGGGCAGCGACCGCGGCGAUGCGCGCCGGCCUGCCGCCCACUGACGGUGCUACACUCAUGAAACUGUUGCGUCCUACGACUUACAGAUCUGUGCAGGGAUUUGAUGUCAACAUGGACAGCGCAGGUGACGCGGAGGGUAACUUCACCGUGAUCGGUCUCGUGGCGGACCCCAGCGCGCCGGGCGGCUGGAGCGCGCAGCCUGUCGCCACUUUCCAUUACGUCAACUCCUCAGAUUUGAUGCCGGAGCUGGUAGGAGCUGGCAACAUCGACUGGAUCGGUGGCAGUCCACCGGUGGCCGAACCAGAAUGCGGCUUUGACGGCAUCAAGUGCUCAUUACCGCACGACCCUGGGGUGCUCUCUGCUGCAGCAGCGGUGGCAGCCGCCGCUAUCCUCGCCGCGGCACUCCUGGUCCGCCAUUACAGAUACGAGCAGAAACUCGCGUCUGUGCUAUGGAGGAUCGAAGCUAAAGAUCUAACCUUCAUAUCUGCCUACAACGCCCAGAGCACAGACAAGGUAGUGUGUGAUACGUCCAUGCAACACGACAUGGAGACGCGUCGCGCGCACACCACGAUAGCCAUGUACAGAGGCAACAUAGUCGCGGUCAAGAGGCUGAGGAAGAAGAGCAUCGACGUCACCAGAGCGAUCAAGAAGGAACUUAAACAGAUACGCGAACUUCGUCACGAGAAUCUGACAGCGUUCGUCGGCGUCUGCGUGGAAAGUGGAUCCGCCUGCAUCAUAUCAGCUUACUGCUCCCGAGGGUCUCUAGCACGAGUGCUGGCUGACAGGGACCUGCACCUGGACGACAUGUUUGUGGCCAGCUUGGUUGCAGACCUGCUUAGAGGUCUGACGUACCUCCAUGAUUCCGCCCUCAUCUCUCAUGGAAACUUGACUUCGAGCAACUGUUUGGUGGACAGCCGUUGGGUGCUACAGAUAGCUGAUUAUGGACUUCAUAAUUUGAAAUACGGGUGCUCGGACGCCGAAGACGCGUUACGCAUGGAGCGCCGUAUGCUAUGGCGUGCACCAGAACUGCUCCGAGAGCCCAACCCCCCUCCCCGGGGCUCGCAGAAGGGAGAUGUGUACUCCUUCGGCAUCAUCCUUUACGAGAUACUUGGAAGGAAUGGACCUUGGGGCGAUAGCAAUCUUACUAAUGCUGAGAUCAUUGGUCGUGUGAGGCAACCGAUAGGUGGGGUGUUAUUCCGGCCUCCUUUAUCGGGGCUGGUGGCCAGGCCGGCUGUGCUGGCAGUACUGAAUGCCUGCUGGAGCGAGCGCUCUGAUCGCCGACCUGACCUUAGACUCGUCCGACUUCGCCUUAAGGAUAUGCAUGCAGGAAUGAAAACGAACAUAUUUGACAACAUGCUGGCCAUGAUGGAGAAGUACGCGUCAAACCUGGAGGCCAUCGUCGCGGCGAGGACUGAACAACUGCUGCAGGAGAAGAGGAGGACCGAUGACCUACUGAACAGGAUGCUACCGAGGACGGUAGCGGAGGCUUUAAAGCGAGGAGAAAGGGUACAAGCAGAGAGCUUCGAUUGCGUUACUAUAUACUUCAGUGAUAUCGUCGGAUUCACCAAGAUGGCUGCCACUAAUACUCCCAUGCAGGUGGUGGAAAUACUCAACGACCUCUACACUUGCUGCGACGCUAUAAUUUCGUAUUACAACGUUUAUAAGGUUGAGACGAUAGGCGAUGCUUACAUGGUGGUCGGUGGUCUGCCGGAGAGGUGCUCGCGCCACGCGGCUGAGGUGGCGUCGUUGGCUCUUCACGUUCUGGACUCCGUGCCUAAAAUAAGGUCACGGCAUAUGCCGGCCGCUAGACUGCAUAUCAGAAUAGGGAUACACAGUGGGCAAUGCGCAGCUGGCGUCGUGGGCGUCAAGAUGCCACGAUACUGCCUUUUCGGUGACACUGUCAACACCGCAGCAAGAAUGGAAUCCAGUGGCGAGCCACAGAGGAUCCAUGUCAGCCAUGAUACGUACUUGUUACUCAAACAACAUGGCGGCUACCACUUCAAAGAAAGAGGAAUUGUUAAUAUUAAGGGCAAAGGCGAAAUGAGGACGUGGUGGCUAGUUGGCGAAGACCAUGAGCGAAGAAAAAAUACGAUGAGCAGAUAUCAACCAAGUCUGCUUCGAAACUCUGAAGACAACGAAGACUCUCUGUGGGGAUUGAACCGAUCUAUCCUCAACAUUCGCGACAGGGCUCGCUUGUCCUGCGGUGGGCUAGCAGGCCCGGGAUCAGCCCUAUCCUCCCCCGGGCCUCCCGCCUGCGACUGCUUCAUCCCCAACCGAGACCACCACUCCGCCCCAGUCGUUCUCUUUUGCGAUGACUGACGUUAACAAAACUCUCUACAAAAUUUCUGGUUGAAAAACGAUUGUGAUGUACCCUAUAGUUCCAAAGACUCGGUUGUAGAUGUGGAAGAAGACUGUGGGUAUUUCGAAGAUAGUUUUAAUGAUUAUAUGUUGGUGUAUCAGAGUGGGAGGACUGAGGUGGUUGAUGACGUCAGCAGCCGAGCUAGGAAGCUGGCUGCUCUAAAAAGACUGUAUAGUGUCGAUUACGAUGGUACUUGGUUGUAAGUUUUACUGGAUGUUAGGAUAAGGUGUCUGUGUUUUGGGUAUAUUAUUAGAUUUGGAGCGUACAUGUAACUGCAUUUUGUAUAAAAUACCACUUUCUUUGGUUCUUUAAUUUAUUAUGACUACUUAGAACGUUACAUGCGGGACAAUAUUUAUUUAAUAUUGUAAGUCUUUGUUUUGUAAUUUUUCACUACAUUCUUCCUUCCUUUUAAGGACUAGAAAAAAUACAACUGCAGUUCCAAUUCUUUUCCUCAAUAAAUAUGAUAAAGGAAGAGAAAAAAAUGGACGUACUAAUUAUUACGACGAAUUAUUAAAGACAAAAAGAAAAUAACUAGUUAAAUAAAAAUAUUUAACUUCAAGUAGACACUAGAUAAAACACACUAAAUUCACGAUUAAUUACAUAAAAAAAUAGCUGUUUUAAAUAGAAAAUCAUCGAUAUUUAGGAAUAAUCUCCAUUGAGAGGCUUUUAAUCUACCGAAAAUAUAAUAAAAUGAUAUUUAUAAAACCUGAGUCGACAAUGAAAUAUUUAGUAUUAUUAUAAACAAAUCUAAUCUAGCUCUACAAGAGUAUAGAAUUACUGACCAGAGACUAAAAUUUAACUAGUUUCGAAAAUGAAAUGUAUCUAUAUAUAAUCUAUACCAAUCAGUAUCAUAGGAAAGAGUGUAAUAUUGAAUGGAAAACGGCUUUAAUAAGUAAGUGAAAUUAAAAAUACAAUUUUGUAUGUGUGUAUAAUAUUGGGUGAUAGAAAAGUUAUUAAAAUAAUCUGCUACCGAAUUUGAAUUAAAUUGUAGUAUUACAGUAUACAAACAUUAUACACGUGAUUAAAAGUUUCUCUAAGAAGCUGUUGAAAUUGAACGCAGGUAUUUUUGUAACGAAAAGUUAAACGUUGGCAUUGAAAUUUGUCAGGGGUUUUUAUAGGUCAGUGAAUUAUUUUGAGUCCACCACAGCAUCAAGUAAAACUUUCCGUUUUGGAAAAAGGACAAAGCUUUCCAUGUCGCUUCCGUUUAAGCCACGAAUGAUAUCUACUAAUAGGAUUCCCAAGAAACGAAAGUAUAAUAAAUAUAAUUAGCACCUAAUUACUUCAAAAGUAAGUCAAAGAUAUAGUUCAUUUAUUUGAAAUGUCAAUCGGUAAUUGAUUAUUCAUUACAACUUACGUAUAACGUGGAUCGAAAUUGAAAAAAGUUUACUGGGCCGUGCCAAACUAAAUAUUUUUUGUAUUUGUAUUAAAAUUAAUCGUGGAAUGGAAAUCUGAUCAUCAGAUAUAUUUUCAUCUAUUAAUGUCUAUUUAUUUAAAACAGAUAUUAUGUACCUACCUAAUCGCAAAUAUACGAAAGAACAAUUUAAAAGGUACCACAGACAAUAAAUGCGCAUUACAAGAUCACAAUUUCUAAUUUCGUAAAACGUGCAUAAAAACGUGUCUCUGAAUAACUUUGUCCCUUUUAAUAAGUAUAUACUAGCUAAGAGAAUAAUCCAAUCGCUCAAUGUAUUGAAAAUACAGUGUUAUACUUUAUUAGAAAAAGAGUUGGGACUUAAAUGUAAGCUUUAUCUACAAUAUUAAUUUUCAGCUACUUUUAGCAUUAUGAGAAUUUUGACUGCAGCUUUUGAAGGACUCAAUCAGGUCCUUAUAGCUAUUGACGUAGUAGAAUUUUUGAUAAAUUAUAUCUAAAUUAAUGAAUGGAAAUGUAAAUAGGUACGCGGAAAUGUAACUUGAUUUUUGUGGCAGAUAAAUUCUUAGAAUAUGAUGUAAAGUAGUUAUCUAAGUAUUUACCGAUAUUGAAAGAAACAAUAAUUUUGUGACUUAAUAUAAAAUGAAAGACGGAAGAAAGGAUAAACCAUAGCAACUUUAUAACACUCUAAAAUGAGUAAAUGUUUGAAGUAUACGCAAUUAAAAGAUGCACUAUGGUAUGUUUAGUUGUCAUAAAAUUGUUUUGCGCCAUUACUAUGAGCUCUUGAAGCAGGACUGUUGACGUCGUGAAAGUGAAACAGCAUAAUACGCUGCGCAUAACCGUAUCCCACUUUAACGAUAGGAAGAGCUUAAAUAGUAGCCGCAAAAGCCUACAGAAAGAUGAUUAUGUUUUUUUUAUAAAAUGUCAGUAGAUAAAGAUGAACAAACAAAUGUGAUAGAAAAUUUCAGGAAGGUAAUGUAGUAAACGAAAUGAAUGACUGAAUGGUAUAAUGAUGUAAAAAAAUGUAUUGUAUAUUAUCAAUUUUAGUAUUAUAUUGUUUUGAUAUAAAAAUAUUGGAACAAUUUUUGUAACGGACCUAAUAAAUGUACCUAAGACCAUGUCGCGUAAGAUGUAGUUGUAUUUUUAAGUCUAAAAUAUUUGUGUCAAUGAAUGUACCUACUUAUAUAAUGUAUUUGACUAUAGUAUACCAAUGGCUGUACCUUUAAGAUGUCUGAAUACAUACCUACAGUUACUUGUAAAAUGAUUAAGUAAUGAUGUAUUGUUAAGCGGAACUAAACAUGCUUAAAAUGUCUACAGUAUUGAAAGUAGAGCAGUUCUGUGUAUUUGAAUGCAAAUAAAUGUCUUUUUCUAAUAACUGUGCCAAGCUGAACAUUCAGCCCUUGAAAAUAUUGUAUGUUCGUAAACUUAAACGUAAAAACGUGUUCCUAAUUUUUGUGAAUCCAACCUAUUUGCAGCUUAAAUAUUUUGAGAUUUAUCGAAAUCGAUAGGUGCUUAUGAUAGGGGAAAAUCAGUUUAAAAGAGUUUUGGUACAGGCGCUAAAAAAAUAAACUUACCUGAAAACAUAUUUUAAAACUAGGUAGGGACGCUAAAAGAAGUUACAUACCUAAAAUAGAAUAGGUAAGUAAUUGUUACAUUUAUUAUAAUAAUAUGUUAUUAUAUUUAUGUGCACUCUUCGAAACUUCAAACGUAACGUUUGUGUACGCGUAACGCUUUACCGCCACUUUUAAAACUGACUUCCAACCGUUGAACACGGAUGCACGAAAGGCAAGUUACAAAUUUUCAUUCAACUUGCAUAAAGGUAUUGUCGAUCAUCACGUCUCGAAAGAAGAAGAAAAAUAACAUUUUGUAGGCCGAUAUAUCUACUACAUCUACUACAACAUCAUCAUUCCAUUCCUGGUCUAGAAAAAUAAUAUCUUCGCUGUCCAUGGCUCAAUCAUCCCCUAUCAUAAAAUGGCGUGAUAUAUUGAAUGUCUACUAAAUUAAGAGUCAUUAAAUAAUAAUGGAUGUAAAUAUUUCAUAGUUACCUAAUCCAAUUACGGCUGGAACCAACACUGCCCAUCAAAAAAACAAUUUACAAUUACCUUCCUUGUAUUCUAAAUUAUUGAACCAAUAGGUAGAAAGUUAUUAUAUUACCUAUUGGGUAGUAAAGUACCUACCUUAAUUCUUCUAUUUCUUCUACUCUACAUUUAGAAAAAGAGCAAAAGUCUGUAAACAAAAAUAGUUGGUAACUAAAUUUCAGCAUGUGUUACGAAUAUCUGUAAGUUAAACAUGCUAGUUCUAAUAAGUAGCUACACAAUUAAUUAAAUCAUAAAUGUCUAAUAAUCCAUAGUCAAAAUAAUAAUUAUGUAGGCUCCUAGUCUUAACUAAGUGUGAAUUAAAUAAACUAACAAAACUAAAAAAAAAACAAAUGCAAGUAAAAUAUUCCUCUAUGUUCUAAAACCUACAUUUAAACGUACAUAGUAUAUUAAAAUAAAUGUGUCAUUUAUUAAUCAAUGUGAUAGAAUGAAUGCUAUUUUCCCGCGCAAAGUAACCUAUCCACCUUUCGCAAUUUCUUUGCCUGACCUAUCGAUUUCGAUAAAAAAAAUAUUAUUUACAACUUUACCUAAGCUUUAACAAAAUUUCUAUCGAAAAAUUUAUUUUAUUUGAUCUAUUCAAUUUACCUAGGUACUUACGUCCAGAAGUAAUUUGUAAGCAGCUGUCCUAGAGUCAUGCAUGAAUAUGAUCGAAAGUAUUAAAUUUUACCAAAGAAUGUUUGAUUGUUCGUGCUAUUAAAAUCUACAUGGACUUUAUUAUUAUAAAUGUACUUAAUGAAAUAUUGCUGUUGACUGUUUAUAUUAAGACGUUUUUUUAAUAAAAAAUCAUAAACGUACCUGCAUUUUUAUAAAUUCCUUUUUAUCGUACUUUCAGCGAAUAUACUCUUUUAAGUCAUCAAUAAUUAUAUUUUCUAAAAUUAGUAGUAUCUAGGAA